AUGUCAUAUUCUCCACCACAGCCGCCACCACGUCAGUACAGUAGCACGUUGAAUGUUGACUGCGUUGAUGGAGUUUAUAGACAAGCACAACAAGUUUCACCGUUGACAAAGCAAGUAAACCACUUGGCCUACGAGAUUCCAAAGAACAAGUAUGCCAACAAUCCAUGGAACUAUGCGCCAGAAUUCUUGAAGGUUUUCGGCGAUUUGCGGGUUCAUAUCGGCGGAAAAGCCGUCUUCGAUUGUGUUCUUCUCGGUAGCCCACGUCCGCGAGUGUGCUGGCUGUUCAACGAAGACAAACUCCGCUUCAGUGACGUCAUCAUUGAAGACACCGCCGAUGUGUGCCGCUUGACCAUUCCAUACGUUCAAAUGCAUCACUUCGGAACGUUCACCGUGUUGUGCGAGAACGAAGUCGGACGUGCCACUGCCGAAGCCCAAUUGCUGCCGCUUUAUGAAUAA
Molecule: messenger RNA, 456 nt
Organism: Caenorhabditis remanei
Lineage: Eukaryota; Metazoa; Nematoda; Chromadorea; Rhabditida; Rhabditidae
Exons: 4
Coding region: 1-456 (151 amino acids)
Source: RefSeq, a predicted model, not a curated record